Microplitis demolitor is the source of this 3528-nucleotide messenger RNA. RefSeq names its product rho GTPase-activating protein gacZ. The transcript is spliced from 3 exons. Lineage: Eukaryota; Metazoa; Arthropoda; Insecta; Hymenoptera; Braconidae. Gene Ontology annotation, cellular component: site of double-strand break; nucleus. Bases 259 to 3036 code for a protein of 925 amino acids. Gene Ontology annotation, biological process: double-strand break repair. Gene Ontology annotation, molecular function: ubiquitin-protein transferase activity; nucleosome binding; metal ion binding. The record is from RefSeq and is a predicted model, not a curated record.
UUAAAGCGAAUAUAAAAAGUAAAAAGUAAAACUGUAAAGCGACAAUGGAUUGACAUACAGGAGUAAGAAUAACAAUAAUAAUAAUAAUAAUAAUAAUAAUAAUAAUAAUAAUAAUAAUAAUAAUAAUAGUAGUGUAGUAAUAACAAUAAUAAUAAUCAUCAGCAUCAUUGUCAUCGCAGUGUAAUCUGAAUAUAUACGUAUAGUUAAAUAUAUAUCUAUAUAUAUACUUAUGCGUAUAUAUGCAUAAGGCCUUUGAAGAUGGCGACGUAUUUAAAAAGAACGUCAAAAUUGUACGAUCUAACGGUGACACACACGGCAGCAACAUCAGAUAACAUUAAUUAUAGUGACUUGAUGUGUCCAGUUUGUCGCGGAAUAUUAAUUGAACCAGUGACACUACCCUGCGAUCAUAACCUCUGUCUGAGAUGUCUCAAAGGUACAUUCAAACACAACAGUUUGAGCUGUCCUAUGUGCAGAAUCAGAGUCGGAUCAUGGCUCAGAACCGCGACCAAGUCUGAAACUCUCGUCAAUAACAACCUCUGGGAGUUCAUACGAUCAAAUUACCCCAAGGAAAUUCAGGAUAGAAAUAAUAUUACUAUUAAUGAUGUUCCUCAUAUUAAUAAUGAGUCUGAUUACACUCAAAACAUAUUGAGUGGAGGUGAGAUUCAUUGUGGAUACGAAUUGCAACUAAAAUUAGCCGAACAAGAAAUGUUACGUCAACGUGAAUCCGAGAGACUGGUAAAUGAACAAUAUUUACGUAAAUUACAUGAACAAGAGACCGAUGAUAAGCAAAAGCUCGCGCAAUAUGCGCAGGAUCGACUAUUGGCGCGUUCGCUUGCUAAAAAACAAUUAUUAGAUAAAGAGAAAACAAUAAAGUACUACAAUGACUGUUUGAAAAACACGACUCAUCAAGCCAGCAAGUAUCUGGUGCCUCAGUCAGGCGAGUGUUUGCAGAACGACCGUCUGCAGUUUAACAACAACAACAAACAGUUGCUGCUACCGGCCUCGGACCCGCUGCAAUUGAAUAAUCAUCUAUUUAACCUCAGCAAUAUCAACAUUAAAACGAACUCAACCAACAUAUUGUCGAGGAAUAUCGAUAAUGAUAUUCGUAUGUCCAAUAACAUUAAUUUAAUAGCAACAAAACUUCAGCCGAUUGACACCAGACAGAGUUUCUGCAGCAAGCCCUCGUCUAUUGUGAGAACUAAAGACUGCUGUCAGGUGACACCCUCGUCCUCCUUGUCCUCGACGCUGCUUAUUCCUAAUAUUCUUACGCUCAAACAGCAGACGUUGAUGCCUAAAAUAAAUGCCUACAUAGCAACCGAACCGAGUUGCUCUAAUUCUAAAAUAUAUGGAGACCAGAACGAAGAAGAACUAAGAGUACCCGCAGACUUACUGAGUAACAAUAAAAAAAAUAUUGCUAUGGAAAUUUGCGUCAUGACAACCGGGAGCUCGGUGCCGAACGCUGGAAUCACGACGAUGCCGAGUGAUGAUAAGCAGCAGAGAGUCAGUGCGCAGAGCGCCGGUAGCCAUGACAGCAUAAACCCGGAGAUUCAUCAUUUCAAACCCAUUAAAAUUUUACCGCGAACGCCUUUGAAAGUAAUGCCCGAUGGGAGGCAAAUAGACCCGAAAAUUUUACGGGUGAUUCCUGUUUUGAAGAGAAUUUCAAAUCCGGUCUUUAGGACACCUUCUAUUGGACAUUUUAGACGCAUUGGUUGUACCUGGAGCGCAUUUAAAGGUCGAAUAAGACAAGAAGCACGUGUCAUAAAUACGUCACCCACGUGGAAAUCCCCAAGCAGUUCCACCGAACAAAAUCAAACUCAAUCAAAACCAACAUCACAAUCCCAAGUGUCAGUAGAAUUAAACUCGCCGAAAAAUAAUCAUCCAACUUCCGAAGCAACUGUCGAGAUAAAUAAAAAUUAUCCAGCAAAUAAUCGCAUGAUAAACGGGACAUCAUCACCAUCAUCACCAACACCAGCCACCUCAACAUCCUCGACUUGUUUUACAGCCAAAACAAAUAAAAAACCAGCAGACAAAUCCGCCAAGACAAAAUCAAAGUCACACAAAAACGGGGCUCUGAAACGCAACAAAAAUAUUGCCAAUGAUUCGCAAGCUAAUGACACUUCGUCCAUUACAACCCCAGCAGUUUUGUCAUCAGAUUGUCAGCAAAAAUUAAUAAAUCCGUCAUUUAUUGAUAGCGAGUCGCAAGCGAUGGAAAAUAUCGCAGAGAGAAUAAAAAGACGCAAAGUUUAUUUUGACGCAACCUCAAACAAAGAUGAUAAUAAUGAUGAUCAUAAUGAUGAUGAUGAUGAUGAUGAUGAUGAUGAUGAUGUUGAUAGCAAAGCAAAAAGUAAGACCCGUAAAUCAUCACGUAAAUUAAUAAGCAACAAAACGAUAGCAGAGAAUUCGACGGAUAAAAAAAUAGUUAAGUGUAAAAAAAGUACGCGAAAGUGCGCAAAGCGUCCGCGAGUAUCGAAGAUUAAGGAGAAGGACUCGAGUAAUGACAGUCGUGAUAAAUUAACACUUGAUGAUGAUAACAAUAAAGUGACAUUUACACGUAAGCGUACAACGAGAAGUUCCGUUAGAAAUUUUAAAUUUAUAAGAAAUGAUAGUACUGAUAAUGAUAAUGAUAACAAUAAUGACAAUGAUAAUGAUAAUAAUAAUAAAAUAAAUGGAGUAAAUGGUAGCAAUGAUGAUGAAGCUGACAAGAGUGAUUUAGUAAAUGAACGCGUGGUAAUUGAGGAAGAAAAAAUAUCCAGGACUUUGCUGCAGGAAAAACAAGACUACGAAUUAGCCCGAAGAUUGCAAGCUGAAUUUAAUAAAAUGGAACUUGGAAUUUCUAGGAGAACGAGAGGUUCUAAACGCGCUUCAAAUUGUCCUGAUGAUUUGAUUGCUCUCAGUGCUGCUGGGGUGGGGAAGAAAUAUAAACGCGCUAAUGGUAAAUUAUCUUUAGCUAACGUUAAUUCAACAACAACAAGAGCAACAUCAGCAACAACCCCCGCCAUCAGCAGCAACAUUAAAUCGCGACGUAAACGCGAUUAGAAAUUGGUUAUUUUGAAAAAAUUAUUUAAAGGAAAAAAUAUUUGAGUUAAUUGCGAUUGUGAUUAGCUGAGGGCGGGAAUAUUUUAAAAUCGGUGGUAAUGGAGAGAAAAUAAGAAUGAUGUUAAACGAAACAUGAACAAAACCUUCCAGCUUGUUUUUAUUUUUUUUUUUUUUUUUUUUAUUUUUAAUAUGAUUAAUUAUGAAUAUUAUUAUUAUUAUUGUUAUGUGGAGGAUGCGAGUGUAAUUAAGUAAUUUUAAAAUGUAUGAGAUAACUUUGCGUACCUGGUUAGUGUGAGGGGCCGCAUUAAAUUUAAUAUAAUGGUAUCUGGACAUUAUUUAUUGUUUUUUAUUUUUUCAUAUUGUUUUUAUUUUAUUGUUAUUAUUUAGUUUAAUCAUUGGAUCGUAGGUUUAAUUGGCAAGAAUUCAUUCUGGUUUAUUUAUGAUUCUGGUUACCUGACGUCUAAUGAUUUUUUUAUUUUUUAUAAAACGACA